GAGAUAUCCCAAACGGUUAAAAAUUUCAGGGAACUGAAAGAAGAGGAAAGACGGUUCUGAGAUCUCGCGAAAACACCUGUAGCCAUUAACCACGCAAAUUAAGAGGCACCGAAAACUGAGAUUCCGCCUGCCGAUUUCGUCUGCUGUCUCUCCAGUUCUGGUUGGGGCUGUUGUUGGCUUGAUCAAUCUUUCAACAAAUAUAAAUGUCCAGUAAGUUCACCACCGUUUAGUCAAAUAUUUGCCUUCAUCUGCACUCAGAUCCACUAACAUGUAUUAUAGAGAAGAGGGAAAAUGGAAAAAACUUCGCCCUUCCCAAAAUGAGAAGUUGGAGAGAGUUCGAGGACUAAAGGGGGGUUCUGGGCCUGCAGAGCGAGCCACAACCUAUCCUGUCAAUCUAACUACACUGGAGAUUUGGCUGCUGGCUUUCUUGAAUUUGUGAUUUAGUAUAGCUUUGUUUCAAUGUUUUCUUGUCUGAGGAAGUUAUUCUUGAGAAAAAUGAUUGGUAUAUAUAUGUCAUCUUUAAAAGUAUCCAUUUAAGACAUUCAACUAAAGGGUUCAAUUAAAAAUUGCAAAAGUAGGCAUUGCAUCAUCACAGGAGCUUCUUUGGUCCCUAUGGAAUGCUCAACUCAGGACAUUUACUACCCGUAGUUUGUCAUUUUUGCUUAUUAAGGCUGCAUGCAGCUUCUUUGUAGGUUGUGGUUAUAUAGUACAACUUAUUUGUGGAUCCACUCAGGCAGUCAACUUUGUGUCAACUGGUAUGGUGGACUGCUUUGUAGAUAAGUAUGGCUUCUUUUUUUAUGAAAAAAAGUAAGCAUGCUUUCCUAAGAAAAUAUAGCUAAGUAAUGGCUGAUGCUAUAAGGCUACUGCUUUAUCUGGAUAUCAGUUUAUUGGAGUUCUGGUGAGAUUUUGCUCUGUAAUCUUCUUCUUGAUUUGUUCUCUUUGUUAUUUAACUAUUUUGAUUGUAUCUGAGCACUUGGAGGGAUUUAUUCUUAUGGUACAUUUUGGAUCAGUUUUAUUGGAGUUCUGAUUCCAUUUUCAUCCUCCUUGGCUCCUUUUGCUCUUGAUUUUAUCCUUUAUUCAAUAUAUUUUCCUUUGUUGUUCGAAGAAAAUAGUAAGUGUGAUAUCUACUGCCACUGAUAUUCAUUGCAGCCUCUUGGCAUUUGUUCUUGCAGGAUCAGGAACAAGGCUACACAGCCGUCCAUAAACUAAUUACUGCAAUGGCUUAAUACUGGUUUGAUCUGGGAGCACCUGUUAACAAUGGAGAAGAAUCAUCUCUCAAUGAUUCUGUAAUUCUUUGUCUACAACUCAAUACACUGGCAGAAAGAUGCAUCACAUUUUUUAACAAGCUCUGUUCGCAGAAACAAUCAAAGGGAGUAUAAUCAGCAUCCAGACUGAGGUGGCUGUGUCCUAACUGUGCUCACCAAAGAAUGCCAUGGUUUCGUCUAGUUUUUACCGAUCAAAUUAGUUCAACAGAAUAGUUUUUCACCCAAUGUAGCAAAAAGAAAGAAUUUUUUUGGAAAGACUGAGGUGGCCCUGACUACUGGGCAUAAGUUUUGUAAAUUGCAGGAAAUAGAGUACAGAAACCAGAAUCACUACAAAGGAGAACUUGGCUUCAGUGUUUCAUUCAGCUGAAUUUGGAUCCAUAGCUUUCACUUUGAUUGAUGUAGAUAAUAGAUUCAAAUGCAAUUACCUCAGUUAUUGAAUUACUGUAAGUAGGUUUUUUUCACAGAUUUAUGACUGGUGAUAUAUCAUAGCAUUAUUUCCUCUAGUCGAUGAAGAACAACUUCAAUAAAAUCCACCAUUACUUUGCUUCACCCCAUCUCUGUUACUUUCUUUCACAGAAGAAGGUGCACACUAACUUGGCCAAGAGAAUAGGCGCCUGUUGCCCUUGAAAGUUUAAGGCUGAUUACAUAAACUUCUUUCGUGUUAAAGAAGCAGUAAUAGCAGUACACGGAUAGUUAUAGCGAGUUUCGACAGCAAUACAAGGAUAGUUAUAGCACGUUUUAUUGUCUUCAUACACUAUGAAGCAAUGCUACCGCUGGCUAAAGCUUACAAAAUCUCCAAGAAAGGAACGUACGAGGAUGACUAAGGGACUAGCAAAUGAAAUCUAAAUGUUCCAGAUACCUCUUUUUUGUCAAUUCAUUUUCACAAUUUCUGGAUUCGUUGAGGAUGUGGCGCUGUUGGUCUGAGAAGAAGCAGUUGAAGCAUUGCUACGCUUCUGGGAACUCUGGCUUGAGGAUGAUUCAGUGAAGAAAAUUAUCUGUUCUUGGUUGUCUACAAACACUUGUAGAGAUCUCGGAACUGGGGGCAGGUUCACAUCCAAAAUCCCCUCAAGGAUUUGAACAACCUGCCCCAUGGACGGCCUGUGAGUUUCAUCAUCUUGGAUGCACCAACAUGCCACUUUGCAGAUUCUUGAUAGCUCUUCUACAUUGGCGUUGCCAUCCAACCUCGGGUCUAACAGCCUAAGGACAUCGUCCCCUUGAGACACUAUGCUUGCAGCCCAAGUUGGGAAGAAACGAACUUUCCCAUCUGCAGUAUGUUCAGAGUUUCUCGUUCC
Molecule: messenger RNA, 2557 nt
Organism: Rubroshorea leprosula
Lineage: Eukaryota; Viridiplantae; Streptophyta; Magnoliopsida; Malvales; Dipterocarpaceae
Source: the annotation of a GenBank genome assembly